Arthroderma uncinatum is the source of this 2262-nucleotide messenger RNA. RefSeq names its product kinesin family protein. Gene Ontology annotation, molecular function: ATP binding; microtubule binding; ATP hydrolysis activity. NCBI's taxonomy places the organism in Eukaryota, Fungi, Ascomycota, Eurotiomycetes, Onygenales, Arthrodermataceae. The transcript is spliced from 7 exons. The record is from RefSeq and is a predicted model, not a curated record. Gene Ontology annotation, biological process: microtubule-based movement. Gene Ontology annotation, cellular component: nucleus; microtubule; kinesin complex. The coding region runs from base 1 to 2262 and encodes 753 amino acids.
AUGGAACGACCAAAGUCCGCGAAUGGACACGCAUCGCUAUUCCAGGUCUACCUGCGACUGCGACCACCGAUCAGAUAUGACGCCAAACAAGAAAGCUUUCUGUCCGUUGAGCUUCCCAGCGGUGACGAUGAAUCCGAAGCCCAAAGCUGGCCAACCCAUAUUACCGUUCAACCGCCGAGCGAUGUGAGAAAGCGGGCGGUUGAGAAAUUCGCGUUUACAAAGGUGUUCGAGGAAGCGUCAACACAGCUGGACGUUUUUCAGGGGUCUGGCAUGCCAUCUUUGAUCAAUGCUGUUCUUUUGGAGAAUAGAGAUAGCCUGGUUGCAACUCUAGGCGUUACAGGAAGCGGGAAGAGCCAUACGAUUCUAGGAUCCAAGACGCAACGGGGUAUAACGCAAAUGUCGCUUGAUAUUAUCUUUAGAUCCCUCGAUGCAACAAUACAAUUCCCAGACGACGAUGCGGACGCUCCCCUCCUCGAUGCUCUCGCGGCAUCAGACCCUUCAGAGGCCCAGAUAUAUUCCGCAGAGCACUUUCUCGAAAUGUUGUAUAAUGAUUCGAGCACAGAUCGUGGCCGAAUAUCAAGAGCGCAGACUCCAAUGUCCUCUUCCAGGGCGCAAACACCCAUGGGCCUCCACGGGCCAUCAAAUCUUCCCUCACAAUUGCCCUUCUGGAACCGGUCUAAGAUUGUGAAGAAUGUUACUAAAUCACGCCUUAAGGACUCAUUCAUAGGAUCGACAACCUCACGGCGCGCACACGUCCCUCGACCGAGCAUGUUGCCCCAAGAACCGGACACGAGCGACAUCAUAAUUCCUGUUCCUGAAACCGACGCGCACGUAGUCUUGGUAUCUAUGUACGAGGUAUACAAUGAUAGGAUUUUCGAUCUUCUCUCUCCGGCAGGCCAGUCAACCGGAGCGAGAGCCGCGAAUAACCAGAAAGACCGCCGACGACCCCUACUUUUUAAAUCAACAGAAGGGUCAACAGACCGCAAAGUAGUUGCUGGUCUACGUAAGAUCGUAUGCUCUACAUAUGAAGAAGCCCUCAUGGUCCUAGAAACGGGGCUGGUCGAACGAAGAGUUACAGGCACGGGAAGCAACAGUGUUAGUUCACGAAGCCAUGGAUUCUUCUGUGUCGAAGUGAAGAAAAGAGUCAGGGAUAGGAGGCACGGUCAUGAGACUUGGACUGGAAAUACUUUUACAAUUGUUGACCUUGCAGGAUCCGAGCGAGCAAGAAACGCCAAAACCGCAGGGGCAACUCUUGCGGAGGCGGGCAAAAUUAAUGAGAGCUUGAUGUACCUCGGGCAGUGUCUGCAAAUGCAGUCUGACCUUCAAGAUGGAAAUAAGGCACUCGUACCAUUCAGACAAUGCAAACUCACAGAGCUUCUAUUUUCCAACUCAUUCCCGUCGCCAAACAAUGCAUCGUCAAAUUCACAACUCAGAAAUACCCAGAGAGCUGUCAUGCUGGUAAUGGCUGAUCCUCUCGGCGACUUCAAUGCGACCUCUCAAAUGCUACGAUAUUCUGCUCUAGCUAGAGAGGUUACUGUUCCAAGAAUCCCAUCUGUAACAAGUACAAUCUUGUCAGCGACUACGAGUGCCAGCGGAUCGAGAAAUGCUACCGUUAGUAAGUCUCAGGCAGCUCUUGCGGAACAGCUGGAAGCUGCGGCCUUGGAAAUUGCGCAGAUAAGUGACGAAUACGAGGCAUUGGCCGUGAGAUUCUCCGAAGAAGAGGUCGAGAGAAUCGAGGGAGAAUUAAAAUUGAAAGCCGCUGAAGAGAGAUGUUUGGUUAUCGAGCAAGAGGUCCGAGAGGAAUGUUGGGCCGAGAUGGAAGAGCGUAUGGAAGAAGAAAGAAGACGUUGGCGAGCAGCAUGGGAUGAACAGUCUUCUCGAAACGAGGACCAUCUUGAUAUGAAACUUGACCUUCUUUCCCGUGGAAUCAAGAUACAUGAAGAUGUUGAACCCAACUCCUCGGGUAGAAUCAACGAGCUCGAAGCUGAGAAUGACUCGCUACGGCACAAGAUCGAGCAACUUGAGAGAGAAUUGCUUUCUAGAUCUCCAACAAAAAAGGCCAAAUCUAAGAAGAACACGAUACCCGGCCGGUUUGAUUCAAUGGAUUACAGCUUCAUCCCCACCCACGAAAGCGAUGUUGAAAAUUCACAGCCAGACAUGAGGAAGCUUAACCUGGGAUCUAGCCCACUUGCACAGGUUGGGAAGCCAAAGAAGCUAACUGCUCGGCAAUGGGAUUUGGCUCCCGAAGGUACAUUUGAUUAA